Molecule: messenger RNA, 579 nt
Organism: Dentiscutata erythropus
Lineage: Eukaryota; Fungi; Glomeromycota; Glomeromycetes; Diversisporales; Gigasporaceae
Source: the annotation of a GenBank genome assembly
AUGAACUUUAAAGGCAACAGCAGAAGAGAUGAUGAGCAAGUUGCUCAUUUAGUUAAAGGUCUUUCGUUAGAUGAAGAUCAGUGGAUGAAGUUCGAUAAUCAAUCAAUGGGUAUGGAGCAUACCAGAUGUGAUUCUAAUGUAGAUAAUUGGGAACCCAACCGAUAUGAGGUUGACCACGUAAUUGCCCAUAAAGUGGUUAAUGGUCGAGAUUUUUACCUUGUCGUGUGGAAAGGAUAUUCCAAAGACACUUGGGAACCUGUAGAAAAUCUCGACGAUUGCCGUGAAAAGUUAUACGAUUUCCACAAGCUUUCUAACGAAAUAAAAUUAAAUGAUCAACUUCAAUCUGAUUAUGAGUUUGAUCCAGAAGAACGGAAAUUAUUUUUAGACGCACUCCAGGAUUCGAGUAGUGUAAAUUAUGAACUUUAUGAUAAAGUAAUACUAGGAAGAACAAAAGAUUUUAACUACUUGUCCGAGCCCACGAUUGAAAGCGUACCUAUUUCAGAAAUAGGUGAACGAGGGAAGCUUGAAAGCGAAUUAAACCAAAAAGAUGAAGAUUCCGAUUUAUAUGAUUUGCUUUAG